Molecule: messenger RNA, 810 nt
Organism: Raphanus sativus (radish)
Lineage: Eukaryota; Viridiplantae; Streptophyta; Magnoliopsida; Brassicales; Brassicaceae
Exons: 2
Coding region: 1-810 (269 amino acids)
Source: RefSeq, a predicted model, not a curated record
AUGAACAAGUCUUUGUUCUUGAGUAUUGUGCAUCGUCUCUCUACAGAAGUAGAGUAUUUUCGACCUACACAAGAUGCAGUCGGUAGGUCGAGUCUAUCUCCCCUCCAAAAAUGUACCGCAGCUAUUCGUCAAUUGGCGUAUGGUGGUGGAGCUGAUACAGUUGACGAAUAUGUACGACUUGGUGAAACAACAGCUGCUAAAUGUUUGCACCAUUUUACCGCCGCAAUAAUCCACUUGUUUGGCGAUCAAUACCUCAGACAACCCACACCGGAGGAUCUUCAAAGACUACUCCAAAUUGGUGAAGAACGUGGAUUUCCCGGGAUGGUUGGAAGCAUCGAUUGUAUGCAUUGGAAGUGGAAGAAUUGCCCCAGCACUUGGAAAGGAAUGUAUUCACGCGGAACCGGAAAACCAACAUUAGUGUUGGAGGCGGUUGCUUCAUAUGACCUCUGGAUAUGGCACGCUUUUUUUGGAGCUCCAGGUACCAUGAACGAUCUUAAUAUUCUUGAUCGGUCACCUGUUUUUGAUGACAUUAUUAACGGGAUAGCUCCGGAAGUAAACUUCUAUGUCAAUGGAAGGGAGUACAAUUUGGCUUACUAUCUGACGGAUGGUAUUUAUCCAAAAUGGGCAACUUUUAUUCAAUCUAUCACACUACCACAGGGUCCCAAAAAUUCUUUAUUUGCUAAAAAACAAGAAUCCGUUCGAAAAGAUGUUGAGCGUGCCUUUGGAGUCCUGCAAGCUAGGUUUGCCGUUAUGAACGGGAUUCGGACACUGUUGAAGAAUUUCAAGAUGAAGAAUUUACAUUUACCGUAA